GGGUUCUUUCUUUCAGAAGAGGAUGACGUCAGGAUAUUGACAAUAUUAUUCCGUCGAAAACGACAGAUAUUUGGGGGCGGAAUAUUUCUUGUUGUAUCAAGUUUAUGUAUUCUUCACUUAAAACAGAAAGGGUUCGAAGGUAAAUUCUACAAACUGUCAAAAUGUCGUCACCAGUAAACGGAGUUCCUGCAUCCAAUAGCGACGAUGACAUGCGUCGUGACCUACAGAACAUACAGAUGCAGAGCAACCAAGUCACCGAUGAGUCCUUGGAGAGCACAAGGCGAAUGCUUAAUAUGUGUGAAGAGUCUCAAGACGUUGGCAUUAAAACCAUUGUUAUGUUGGACCAACAAGGGGAACAAUUGGAUCGAAUUGAGGAGGGUAUGGACCAAAUCAACCAGGACAUGAGGGACGCAGAAAAAAACUUGGAGGGCCUGGAAAAAUGCUGUGGGCUCUGUGUGUUACCAUGGAAACGAGCUAAGAACUUUGAGAGGGGAGGUGACUAUGACAAGACAUGGAAGGCCUCUGAGGACGGGAAAGUAAACACGAAUGGACCUAGAGUGAUAGUGGGGGAGAACGCUGGACCCCAGGGACCAAUCAUCACCAGGAUAACUAAUGAUGCUAGAGAGGAUGAAAUGGAGGAAAACCUGACGCAAGUCAGCGGUAUGCUGGGUAAUCUGAGGAACAUGGCCAUUGACAUGGGCAGUGAGAUCGAGUCCCAGAACAGACAGAUCGACCGCAUUAACAACAAGGGAGGAUCCAAUGUGGAGCGUAUUAUUGAGGCCAAUAAACGAGCCAAUCUUUUGCUUAAAGAUUAACAACAGACAUCAACAGUACACAGUCGAAUGAAUCUAGGAUUCAGGAAGCAAACCAGAGAGCAAGAAAGAUCCUAAAGGAUAACUAACUCUUACUGUUGAUGUUGCAUUCCUUUCAUUGAUUGUUUUACAGUAGAUAAUGUCAUUAUUUUCUCUACUUGCUGUGUCAGUAUAUUUAUACAUAUUCAUGUAACAAUGUUUAGAUCAUUAGGCAAACCAUUUCAUGUUCCAAGUCAUGUCUGAGAUAUGGUCAUUGUUCAGUGCACAAUAGUUGUGAUGCAGAAUCUUGAGUAAGUUACGGUUUUACUUCGAGCUGUCCCAGGGUUAAUAAGGUCAAGUCCCUACCCCCAGGCUGAGGGGGUAUGGGGGAGGGGUAGUGCUGUUUGUGUUUUGUUGUUUUUGUGUAUAAAUUUCCAAGUCUUUAUUGAAUGGAGUCACAUAGAUUAAAUAAAAUUCUUCUCCAACUUUGGUUACAUAUAAAUGGUAAAUUUAAAAGAAAAAAAUUGGAUAAGAAAAAGCUGCAGCAAUGUUAUAAAUAGUAAAACAAAGCGAAUGUCAACACAAAAAAAUCAUGCAUCUAUGUGGGUCUAGUUUUUGUUGUGAAUAUAUAUGUGUUUUCCCAACAAAACUCCUCAGUUUUAUUUUACAAGGGAAGUAUGUAUUCUCAAUUGUUAAAUAUGUAAAAAAAAAAAAAUUAAUAUUGCAUAAGGUAUUUUGGAAUUAUUAAAGGCUAGUGUAUAAGAACUGCUUUAAUCUAGAACCUAUCAUAUUCUUUAAUUUGAUAAACACAUAUCAAAUAAUUUAAUUCUCUUUCAUAACAAGCUGCAUAUUGAAUAUACAUAUACUUCCCUUUGUAUUUUUGUAUUGAUUUGAUAGUUGCCUUUUAUUUUCAGUAAUUAUAUUCAAUCUCAACUGAAAACAUGUCUUCUUCAAAAUCCUUGAUUUAAAAAAAAAAUUGAACAAAAUGACAAGAUGGAAAAACAAAUAAAAAGAUAUAUGUUUUAAAAUUACAUAAAGCCAGCUGCAGAAGACAUUUUAGCCUGACUGUUAUGUAGUUGGCAUGUUUUAAAUUUUGAGGGUUUUUUUAUCAGUUGAGUAAGUUUCAGACACAUAAUCUCUCGAAAUAUUUUAAAUGCAAAUUAAAAUGAUGGGUUUUUUUUAAAGACAAUAUGCUAUACUUUUCAGAAUUGUGUCUUUAUACAUGUAUUUUCAUGACUUGAAAACAUUGGGGUUUUUUGGAUUGAAAGCAGUGGUUUUAUUUUGUGUCUGAAACUUCACACUAGAUCUGUAUUGUUUGUGUUUUUCGUUGCAAUGCAUGGGUUUUACCUUCUUGUUUCUUUUAUUUUUGCACCACAGGGUACUCAUUUGAACGAUCGUGUAGACGCAGCCAACAAGAGAGCAGUCAAAAUUCUUCGUGACCAAUGAAAUCUCUCCUUCUACAUGUUAAACAAAUUCUGUGCUCCAAGAUGCCAAAUCAAAAAUUAUGUUUAUAAAACCAGUCUGUUAAGGGACACAACUCAUGAACAAACUUUAUACUUGAGAUUGUUAAGUACGACUUGCUCCAUCAUUUGAUUUAUGAGUUUAAAUUCAUUUACCAUUACAUGAAUCGAUGAACGAUAUCUUAAGUUUUUGCAAAUUUCUCGGUUUCACAGAUGUGAUACAGUUAAAAGUACAUUUAGCUGAUCAGUAUCAAAUGAAACUUUCUAAGCAAGAUUAUCAUCUGUAUCCGUUUACUGAGUUAGAACUAUACUGGUAUUUGUUAGACAAUUUAGCUUCCUUUUUUCUUUGAAAUGAAAUAGAUUACCGUAGUUUAAUUAUUUAUAUUAUAGACAUUUAUCUAUCAGUAAAGUACAGGUACCCCCAUAAGAUAUGUGUUGUUGCUGUUGCAUGCAUAACUUUUCUGUGUCCUGAAGCUUCAUUUAUAUAAAGUUCAUGUGGGGCAUACAAUGUGCAAUAUGCUAAUUCCAAUUACCGUAUAAUUUGCAUUUUUUUCAUCUACGAUGACUAUAUCAAUCAGAAAUAGGAUCAGGUGAUAGAAUUAGAGUAGUCACCCAUUCCAUCUCAUGCAAAUGUCAAGUUUGUUUUAUUGUAGAUAUUUUUAUUUUUAUUUUUUCAUUCAUGUUGAACACCUUGUGGUUAGAUAGUAUAAAUUAGAUUAUGCAAACUGUUGUUUUGCGUGAAAUCUGAUUUAUCAUGUAAAAGCUCAGAAUUGCCGUAUACGUUACAGUAUGUAAUCAUGAACAACAUAAAGAAUCGAAACAUUCAAUUACAGAUGUAAAAUGUACAGAACUGUUAUUUAGUAUUAUUAAUAUUUAGCAGUACUGUAUCUGUAUUAAAUUUGUUCACUAUUUAUAGAUGGAUCUUUUCAAAUAUUGUAAAGUUUGUGAUAAAUUGCUGCUUGUUAUUAUAAAGUAUCUCUUAGUAAGAACUACACAUUAAAUAGAUUGGUGAUCCAUAGAGGUGCAUCAAAUGAAAAGCUGCUUUCAAAUACUAUGUAAGAGAACACAUUUUUAACACUAUGAUUUUAUGUAUACUCAUGUUAUAAAAUUAAACAUUUCAUGAUGCAAGAA
Molecule: messenger RNA, 3382 nt
Organism: Magallana angulata
Lineage: Eukaryota; Metazoa; Mollusca; Bivalvia; Ostreida; Ostreidae
Product: synaptosomal-associated protein 25-like
Exons: 9
Coding region: 162-815 (217 amino acids)
Biological process (GO): synaptic vesicle fusion to presynaptic active zone membrane; synaptic vesicle priming; exocytosis
Cellular component (GO): SNARE complex; plasma membrane
Molecular function (GO): syntaxin binding; SNAP receptor activity
Source: RefSeq, a predicted model, not a curated record